Molecule: messenger RNA, 1282 nt
Organism: Bombina bombina (fire-bellied toad)
Lineage: Eukaryota; Metazoa; Chordata; Amphibia; Anura; Bombinatoridae
Product: zinc finger protein 853-like
Exons: 1
Coding region: 1-864 (287 amino acids)
Source: RefSeq, a predicted model, not a curated record
AUGUCCACAAAGAAGAAGUCAUCAAAACAAUCAGUCAAGACUCCUAGUAAGGAGCCACCAACAGAUGAAAGUGCAGAGGAUGCAAAGGAAGUGGUGGUGACUGAACGAGAGACCCGUCUGCAGGCGGAGCACGAGCAGCUUGUGACGGAGCAGGAUGGACUGCGACGAAGGUUAGAGCAGCUCCGGCAGGAGAAUGAGUUCCUCCAGGAGGAAGCAGAGAGGACAAGGGUAGAAAGCCAGGAAUAUCUAUCCUACAUGGACAAGAGAAGUCAAAGACGUCAGGACACCAUUGUUAGUCUUAGCGAUCAAAACCAGCGGGAGCUUGACAACAUCAGCUGCCAAAAGAAAGAACUUGAGUCUCAUUUCCAAAUGUUAGAGGAGAAGCUUAGAGAGGAAUUGCUCCAGAGAGAAGCAGAGCUGGCCAAAGUCAUGCAGGAGAUAGAGGAGUUGCAGCCCAUGAGAGAGCUUCAAAAGGAGCAGCAGUUACGCAUCAAAGAACUAGAGGAGGAGGUGAUGGCCACCCAUGGGAGACACGCACAGGCCUUACUCAGGGUGAAGAGUGCCUUUCUCCAUGAUAAAGCAAAAUGCCAGCAGGAUUCCCAACAACAACUGGAUAACCUGUCCAAGGAGGCCCAAGAUGAGGCCAGGAAAGCAUUACAGGAGGUGAGUGCCAAAGUCAAAGAGGAGAACCAGCAACUGAGACAGGAGCUGCUGCACCUGAUCCGUCGCUCCCGCAUCCUGCAGGCUCACAAGAAAAAGCUGGAGCAACAGAACCAGCAGCUACUAAGGGAACAGCAGUGCCGAAGCGACCUUGAGAAUAUUCAGCAUAAGAGGAAGAUUCUCUCCAUUUCUCCAGCCCAGUGAUGUGGAGUACUCUUAGCCUGAGGCUGUGGGAAGGAUAGAAACUUUGAAACUCACAAUUUUGAGCAGAUAAUAACCUACUCAGACUCCACUUCUACAGGGAACACAUUCAAUGUAGAGAUAUUCACAACAACCUUAACACUUCGAUCAGCAAAUUUCCCAGAGUGACCUUAUGCUGUAGCAUUCUUUAUCUGCUUGCCAACAAUGGUUUACAAAUAUUCUGCUACCAGUGGUAGCAAACCUGAAAUUUAUGUUCCCAAAUUGGUGAUAAUCUUCUGAAAACAAACCCGUUGAGACAUACUGCAUCACACUGGGAGCUAAAUAUACAUAAGUGAGAGCAGAAGCAAUGAUAUAUAUCUGUGAAAAGUCUGUUUAUAAAUAAGUACAGCUUAUCGUUUUGGAAUUUAUUUCCAUUAGUAAA